AUGACUAGCUGGUCGUGGUCCUCCACGGGUACUGAAGUCGUGCACGAAUUUGAGGGGCGGAUCAGAGGGCGGACAUUCCUGAUAACUGGACCAAGUGACGGAGGGAUUGGUGCGGAAACUGCACUCUGUCUAGCAUCGAAAUCUCCAUCAACUGUCAUUCUUGCAGGCCGGGAUCGCGUCAAAAUCCAGCCGGUCAUCGACAAAAUUACUGAGAUCAACUCAAAUAUCAAGGCAGUCUUUGUUUCCUUGGAUCUAAGUGAUCAAUUCUCAAUAAGAGCAGCCGCUGCAGAAAUAAACGGUCAUUUUGAUCGCAUUGAUGUCCUCAUCAACAAUGCCGCCAUCAUGGCUUGUCCCUAUGGCACGACCAAAGAUGGGUUCGAGGUACAAUUUGGAACAAAUUUCCUGGGUCCUUUUCUAUUAACUGGUCUUCUGCUCCCUAAGCUCCGCGCUGCUGGGCCGGGUGCGCGUAUCGUCAACGUGAGCAGCUCCGCACAUCGGUUUGAGGGUAUUCGAUUCGAAGAUAUAGAUUUCGAGGGCGGUACUGCUUAUGACACAUGGAAAGCAUAUGGCCAGUCAAAGACAGCAUUGAUACUUAUGGCCAACCACCUGGCAAGACGUAUCCCAAGCAGAGACAUUGCAUCUUUUGCGAUUCACCCAGGAAGUAUCGCAUCAGGUCUUCAACGUCAUGUAGAUUCAGAGUCAAUAUCUGAUGCGCGAGUAAAGUCACAAUCAAUUACGGAUUUUGAAGUUGCGGACCGGAAGACCCUUCAGCAAGGUUGCGCCACUACCCUCUUCGCCGCCCUGAACCCAGCCCUUGAAGGUGAUGCUACAUACCAGGUCAAUAUGGUUCUACCUGCUAACAUUCCAUCAUUUUUAGAUCUGUCUGGUUUAUACUUCAGUGAUUGUCAAUUGAAAAACCCAGCGAUUCAUGCUUGCGGAGCAGAGACCGCCGAUAGGCUGUGGCAUCUAGGCGAACAGCUUCUUGGAGAAGACUUCAAUUUGUAA
Penicillium antarcticum is the source of this 1005-nucleotide messenger RNA. RefSeq lists its product as uncharacterized. The coding region runs from base 1 to 1005 and encodes 334 amino acids. NCBI's taxonomy places the organism in Eukaryota, Fungi, Ascomycota, Eurotiomycetes, Eurotiales, Aspergillaceae. The record is from RefSeq and is a predicted model, not a curated record. Gene Ontology annotation, molecular function: oxidoreductase activity. The transcript is spliced from 5 exons.